Messenger RNA from Anthostomella pinea, 378 nucleotides. Lineage: Eukaryota; Fungi; Ascomycota; Sordariomycetes; Xylariales; Xylariaceae. The record is from the annotation of a GenBank genome assembly.
AUGCAGCUACGCACCACCCUCGCAGUCGCCCUGCUGCCAGUCUUCGCCACCGCAUGGCCGACGUGGUCCACCCAGGAGGUCUCCAAUACGAAGCGCGACCAGAGCUGGAGCUUCAACGUCUACCUGCACAAGAACGAGUCGUGCAAGACAGAGCCGACAGUGACGUCCUACCAAGGAUCGGUGGGCUGCGGGUCGCCCGGAAUCAAAGAAGUCGGGUCCUGGAAGGGCAACGGCAUCGCCGACGGCUGCAAGGUCAACUUCUACUCGGACGGUUGGUGCGGCACCCUGGUCGACUGGAUGGACACGCAGACGGACAAGGAGCAGUGCAAGACCCAGUUUGACGGCGUUAUUCAGACUUUCGACGCGGUGUGCAAGUAG